UGACUUAAUAGAUAAACACUACUCUCUACUCUGCUUUGCUUUCUCUAAUAAUAAUAACUCAAAAUCAUUUCAUUUCAUUUUGAGAAGUAAUAAGAAGAAACUCUCUCUUUCUAUUCUCGUCGAAAUUAUAAAACGACGGCGUUUUACGGUAACGGCGACGGAAAAUUAAAAUAGUUUAAAAAAUAAAAGAGAAGAAUAUGGGAUUAAUUGGUAACGGCGGUGGAGGUUGGGGUAUCGUAGGGAAGCCUUGUGACUCGUGCAAAUCGGCGGCUUCAGCCGCCGUAUUUUGCCGAGCUGACUCGGCUUUCUUGUGUCUAAGCUGCGACACCAAGAUCCACUGCGCCAACAAGCUGGCGUCGCGCCACGAGCGAGUUUGGGUCUGCGAAGUCUGCGAGCAAGCUCCAGCCGCCGUUACCUGCAAAGCUGACGCGGCUUCGCUAUGCGUUUCAUGCGACGCCGAUAUCCACUCGGCUAAUCCGUUAGCUCAGCGCCACGAGCGAGUUCCCGUGGAGCCGUUCUACGACUCAACCGACUCUAUUGUCCGCUCCUCUGCUGCACUUAAUUUCUUCGCCGUACCUGCUAGUGGCGCGUGCUCUGACGAGACCGGUGGUGGCGCGUGUCGUAACGAUGAAGCUUCUUUGCCUUGGAUGAUUUCUAAUCCUAAUUUUGAUUCUAAGCUCAUGGUGGCGGCGACGGCGGCGGAGGAGGAGGAAGAACCUAAUGUUGUUGUGAAAUCGAGUACUGAUAAUUUGUUCUUCUCUGAAAUGGAUUCGUUUCUUGAUUUUGAUUACUCAAACACGAUUCACUCUAGCUCCAUAACCGAUAGCGUCGUUCCGGUUAAAAUCAAACCGAAUCCUCCAUCUUCGAUUGUAAACAACUCAGAAAAUUGCUUCGACAUUGAUUUUUGCAGAUCUAAGCUCUCCUCGUUCAAUUACCCUGCGCAGUGUCUCAGCCAAAGCGUCUCAUCAUCGUCAAUAGAUGUAGGAAUAGUCCCCGACGGAAACUCCAUAUCCGAAAUAUCAUUCUCUUUCGGCGGAAGCUUGAAUCAAAACUCAUCGACCGAUCCACUGCCUAGCAUUUCAGCAUCAACGAACUCGUCCGAGCCAACUCAGCUCUGCGGAUUAGAUCGAGAAGCGAGAGUUUUGAGGUACAAAGAGAAGAGAAAGAACAGAAGAUUCGAGAAGACGAUUCGUUACGCUUCGAGAAAAGCUUACGCAGAAACUCGUCCGAGAAUCAAAGGGCGUUUCGCUAAGCGAACCGAAACAGAGACCGAUCUCGAUCUCGAACCAAUCUACGGCUCAGCCGCUGCUGCAGCAGCUUUUAUAGCCGAGUCUCAAUACGGCGUCGUUCCAACGUUUUGAUUAUGGAAAAACGACGACUCAAACAAAAUUCACCUCUGUUUGGAUUUCUUUUAUCAAAAUCUUCUACUAUGCUUAUUUAUUAGUUCUUCACAAAAAAAUUAAAAAAAAAAAUAAUCAAAAGUCAUGAUCUUGUACUUCACUUGAUUUGAUUCUUGAUUUAGAAUAAUCGUACGGUUUAAAAGUGUUUUCUGAAUAUUAAUUAUUACGUAAUGUUUUUUUUUAUGGUAGAGUUACAGCCUUUGAUAAAUAUAAAUAUAUAUAUAAAAUAUGAGAUUUUAUAUUUUUUGGUUUUUUUUUUUUAAGAGCUAAAGCCAAUUAGUGUAAAACUCUUUGUAUUUAAUAAUAAAUGUAAUAUUUCAAAUCAGUUUGUUAA
Messenger RNA from Cannabis sativa, 1734 nucleotides. Its product is annotated as zinc finger protein CONSTANS-LIKE 5. The record is from RefSeq and is a predicted model, not a curated record. Lineage: Eukaryota; Viridiplantae; Streptophyta; Magnoliopsida; Rosales; Cannabaceae. Gene Ontology annotation, molecular function: protein binding; zinc ion binding. Gene Ontology annotation, cellular component: nucleus. Bases 198 to 1361 code for a protein of 387 amino acids. Gene Ontology annotation, biological process: regulation of flower development; regulation of photoperiodism, flowering. The transcript is spliced from 2 exons.